This is a messenger RNA of Onthophagus taurus, 7630 nucleotides long. RefSeq names its product CCR4-NOT transcription complex subunit 1 (gene Not1). Gene Ontology annotation, cellular component: CCR4-NOT core complex; P-body. Gene Ontology annotation, biological process: negative regulation of translation; nuclear-transcribed mRNA catabolic process, deadenylation-dependent decay. Gene Ontology annotation, molecular function: molecular adaptor activity. Lineage: Eukaryota; Metazoa; Arthropoda; Insecta; Coleoptera; Scarabaeidae. The record is from RefSeq and is a predicted model, not a curated record.
GCGUGUUGCAUGCAUUGUUAGUUAUUCGAGGAUGAUUGAAAAAGUAAAUUGAAGUGUGCGGAGUUGGAAAAAAAACGAUCCGAUGAUGGUCUUGGACCAUUUAAAGUUUAGUUGUCCUUCCAUAGCAAGUAAGACAUUGUGGAAAGAACGCCCGUGGAUACCUGAGAAAGCUUCAAACGUACUUGAAGCUUUCGAGGCCGUGUUCAUGGAACUAUGAACCUGGACUCGUUGUCUUUUACUUUGUCGCAAAUAAGUUAUUUAGUUGGCUCAUUAACUAAAAAGAACUCGAAGCAAGUUGUAGAGGAGUUAACAAAGUUAGUGACUCUGCACGGGUUAGAGGCUGACCGACACUUGCUGCAAUGCCUGUUCUCUUCGGUGGAUUUUACUGAAACAUCUUCUGGUAAAAUAGUUGCGCCACCAACAACACCACAUAGUCAACUUCUAUUGGAACAGUGUUCUCAGCUACUCAACAAACCAUCCCUGUUGUCAUCUAUCUGUUACAUCACAGAUAAACCUAUCAAUAGUCAAAAGACAUUGAAGGUUGGGUCUCAAUUCUUUCAACAAUUGUGCAAGUGCCUACGCCUGACGCCGGUGCAAGAAGCAAUCUUCGCACUCGCCUUUUGCCACUCAUCGAAUUCCGAAUUAGUGAGUUAUGCUCAGAACAGAUUACGCGAGUGCAUCCCCGAUUUGGUGAAAUCGUACGUGGACACCGAGGGUAGUAGCAGUCAACACGCGGGCGGCCUUCACGAGACAACACCUGAGGUCCUACACUUAAUCCUCUCAGUGGUGCUUAAAUCUCCAAAAGACGUUGGUCUUAGCAACGAUCUUCAUACUACCUUCUUAGCGACAUUGAAAAAAGACUUUCCGAAAGAUAUAGUUCCGGUCGUUUUAGCGCCGCUCGUGUAUCCGGAGGAGUGCGAAAUCGGCCCCGAGAUGAGCUCGGAGGGCCCCGGUUUAUCCGGGGGUAUGUUGGACACGUCCCUAUCGGACAUUAUACGGGAGGUCGGGUUCGGAUUUACGGCCAGCGUCGAGGAGUGUCGCAAUACGUUCUUGAAAUUGGGUGUGCGCGAUAUCACGUCUGCUCACGUGGCUCGAAUUCUGACGGUAAUGUGCCAACAAACCAGCACCAUAGAGGAUUCUAUUAAUUUACAGCAACCGGGUUCGUUUAAUAAAUCUUUGGAAGGACGAACAUGGAACAUUGAGGUGUUUAUACAGACAAUUAAAGAGGUGAAUCCGAAUUUUGCCUGGAGUAGCGUGAUUAGUGAUUUAGACCAUAACGGUUUUAUGCUAAAAGACCGGCAAGGAUUAAUUACAUUGUUCAAGGCUCUGCGAUUAGGACUUCAAAAUAGUGGGUUUCAUCCAGACACGUUCCCUGUUGAUAAAUUUUACCGUGUAUGGGUUAAUUACGAAGGACAAUUCAGUUUGAUUCAAUUGAUAUUGAAAAAUCCCGAUGUGUUCUGCUUCGCUGAUUAUCCAAGUUCAUCAGUUGCUAUUGAUAUGCUAAAAACACCACCUGAACAAGACAGCAAAGAAUUAGCAAAUUGGAGAUCGUUAAAUUUGAUUGAGUUACUGUUACAUUUAUCAGAAUGCAACAAUCUUUAUCAUCCCGUUUACGAGUUGUAUAAAGUGCCAUUAACAACUAUUCCCGACGUGUUGGUUCUUGCACUUAUACAAGUCCACGGUUCUGUAACGAUGCUCCGACAGGAACUUUUAACGAAUUUAAUACCGAUUUUUCUUGGUAAUCAUCCAAACUCGGCCGUCAUUUUACAUCAUGCCUGGCACACGCAAACGUUAAACUUUAAAAACAUCAUCAUGCAUUCGAUGGCUGAAUGGUAUACAAGGGGUGAAUGUGAUCAAACUCGAUUAUCCAGAAUUCUAGAUGUAGCCCAAGAUUUAAAAGCGCUUUCCAUGCUGUUAAAUGCUCAAUCAACACAAUCUUAUCCUUUUAUUAUCGACUUGGCCUGUUUGGCUUCGAGAAGAGAAUAUCUUAAAUUAGAAAAAUGGAUUGCUGAUAAGAUCCGAGAACAUGGUGAAAACUUUGUUUUUGCUUGUAUAAAAUUUUUACAUAGGAGGUGUCCUCAAUUAUUAACUGGUAAAAAUGACGAACCUUCUUUAGCAAAGAUACCUCCACUUCCAACAGAAACCCUGACCACGAUUCUGAUGUGCCUGCAAUCUUGCGCCGGAAGUGUUAGCGCCGAAUGUCAAGAAGCAAUCAUCCAACUAGCAACAACUUGCAACAUGUACUUAAAAGCGCGUCAACAACCAACGACUUUAAUUCGAGCGAAUCGUAUGGACGGACCAUUCAAUCCAACAGCAAUGGGACCUCUUUAUAAUCCUCCAACAGUCGAUCAACUUUCCGGUCUCGGAAACACACUCGCCAACAUCAGCUUAGGCGGUCCAGCGAACUCAACGUUCAACUUACAAGGCGGAUUGGGGCAGCUCGUUCCGUCGCCGGGAUCUCCUUCGCGUAUUUUAGGUGCUGGACCGGGACCUUCAAACAGUCCGUUUCCAAUGUUACCCUUACAACAUCAAGGACCGGUCGGAACGGGGGCUUCCCUCGUUCCGAACGUUACAAAUUUAAGUAGUCUGAAUAGAUUGGCGCCGAAUCCAGCUUUGGAUAAACCGCCGAGGAUUCCCGACCAGAACGUCUUCCCCGAUAUGGCCAACGUUGCGAAGGACAUAGAGGACGAAGCAAACAGUUACUUUCAGAGGAUAUACAAUCAUCCGCCGCAUCCAACUUUAUCGAUUGAUGAAGUUUUGGAAAUGCUUAAGAGAUUUCAAGAUUCACCAAUUAAACGGGAAAGAGACGUAUUUAAUUGUAUGUUGAGAAAUUUGUUUGAAGAAUACAGAUUUUUUCCACAAUACCCAGACAAGGAACUAUAUAUCACAGCACAACUUUUCGGUGGGAUAAUUGAAAGAGGUUUGGUAACAUCUUAUAUGGCUUUAGGCUUAGCUCUCAGAUUCGUUCUUGAUGCUCUUCGGAAGACUGAGGGAUCUAAAAUGUAUUAUUUCGGGAUAGUCGCUUUAGAUCGCUUUAAGUCAAGACUGAAGGAUUAUCAUAAAUAUUGCGAACACGUUCGAGCGAUACCGCACUUUAAUGAAUUUCCACCACAUUUGGUCGAGUACGUUGAAUUUGGAUUGCAAAGUCUGGAACCCCCAACAAAACCUACCGGUUCGGUUCUUCCUGCGAGUUUAGCUACAAUGCUGGCUCCGGUUAGUAGUAAUUCGAGUACUCAAGUGUACAAAAGUAGUUCAUCUUCGGUAAUAACCUCAAAAACGAGUACGACCACGACUCCGUUGGGUACAAGACCUUCGAUUGCAAAUGCGACGAACAUUGAUACUUUAUUGGUUGCGACUGAGAAAGAGGAAAAGAUCACGUCGCCACCGGAAAGUUUACAAGAUAAAACAGCGUUUAUUUUUAAUAACUUGAGUCAGUUGAAUUUGCAAACGAAGUGUGAUGAAGUAAGGGAUAUUGUAACGGAAGAGUAUUGGCCAUGGAUUUCUCAGUAUUUGGUUAUGAAGAGGGCAUCCAUUGAACUCAAUUUUCAUGGGUUAUAUUCUAACUUUUUGGAUUGCUUGAAGAUGCCUGAAGUGAAUAGAAUGGUUACUAAAGAAACUUACCGUAACAUCAAGGUUUUAUUGAGGGCAGAUAAGGUUAUUGCAAAUUUUUCGGAUCGAUCAUUAUUGAAAAAUUUGGGACACUGGUUAGGCAUGUUAACCUUAGCAAGAAAUAAGCCAAUUCUUCAAAACGAUCUUGAUUUAAAAUCGUUAUUAGUUGAAGCUUAUCACAAAGGUCAACAAGAGCUUCUUUAUGUGGUUCCCUUCGUGGCGAAAAUCCUAGAAUCGUGUGCGAAAAGUAAAGUGUUUAAACCACCAAAUCCAUGGACCAUGGCUAUAAUGAAUGUAUUGGCAGAAUUGCAUCAAGAGCCGGAGUUAAAGUUAAACCUGAAGUUUGAAAUAGAGGUACUAUGCAAAAACUUGGAUAUUGAAGUGUCUCAAUUAAAACCUUCAGAUUAUCUUAAAGACGCCGAACGGUUGCGAAAGAUUGAAUAUCAACUUUCGCAACCGCUUAAGAAAGACAGUUCGCAAGUAGCGGUUUCUCAAUUGAAUAUUGCCACGACUAGUUUGAAUGAACCAGAAUUAGCUCCGGUUCCUGGUCAAACAGCUAGUUCACCACCUGCAAUGCAGAAUAACAGUACAACCCCCACUUCUUCCGUUGCCGCUCCAGAACCACGUUUCAGUUACAUGGACAUCCAAUUGGCAGGAAGUACAGCGUUACAAAACCACCUUACAAUAAAUCCAACAAUUCUUUUAUUCCAAAGUCAACCACAAUUAAAGCAAUUGGUUCGACCAGCGGUAGAAAGAGCCGUAAAUGAAUGGGUACUUCCCGUAGCUGAAAGAGCAAUUAAGAUUGCUUUACAAACGUGCGAGCAUAUUAUUAGAAAAGAUUUCGCCUUGGAUUUUGAAGAAAAUCGAAUGCGAGUGGCGGCUCAUUAUAUGGUACGAAAUUUAACAGCUGGAAUGGCUAUGAUUACAUGCCGAGAUCAACUUUUAGCGUCGAUAAAUGCUCAAAUGAAAGGAAGUUUACAAAGUGCAAUGGUUGGAGCUACAACUCAACAAAAAGAGAUGAUUGAUCAAGCCGCAACGAUGAUCGCCCAAGAUAAUAUGGAACUCGGAUGCGCUGUUAUUCAAAAAACUGCAAUAGAAAAAGCAAUUCCUGAAAUUGAUAAAAGGUUAAUGAGCGAAUUUGAAUUGAGAAAAAUUGCUCGACAAGAAGGACGAAGAUACUGUGAUGCAAUCGCUUUAACUUAUCAAGCUGAAAGAAUGCCCGAACAAAUCCGAUUGAAAGUCGGUGGUGUUACCCCGCAACAAAUGGCUGUUUAUGAAGAAUUCGCGAGGAAUAUUCCUGGUUUCUUACCAAUGUCUGAACGAGAAACUGCACUGUUUAUGGCAAAACCCAUCGUUGCCAUGGAACCACAAGGUCAUCCUGCUACCCCAUUUCAAGUGGCACAAUCUGGAGCGAUCGCCUCGGAUGAUUUAACAGCACUUUUUGAAAAACACGCAAUGGAUGUUGAACAAUUUAUUCACGCUAUUAGUGGGGCUACAUCGCUUCAAGCUAUGGCUACAAAUUUGCAUUUAUUAAGAGAUUUUUUGGUCAAUGCUAUGCGUAAUAGAGAGGUUAAUUGUGCAGCAGCCAUUGUACAAAAGUGUGUAGAAGCUCUACAAGAAAACCUUGUACCAACAGAAGCAGAACCUGUUAUGAUUCGCUUAAAAGAGAUUAUAAUUCGAAUAUUAAAAUCUCUUCAAGAUCCUCGAGCGUUUGGACAACAAUGGACCAACAAACAAGUGACAAAGUGCCUCAGCGAAUUUCGAGACGAAAUGCGUUUUAACGAACUUGCAGCCGAAGCGUUAAUAAGAAGCGGUUUGGUUAAUAUCGCGGCUUUCGACGGAGCUUUGGCUCAACUUUUGGAUACAAACGGAAGUUAUAGAGCACUUAAUAUGGCAAUACUUUUAUUACAAAAUUUAUUUAUGGACGAUAGACCGACGCCAUUGGUUUCUGAAAACGAUUUCUAUCAUACGAUUGAGAUUUUAAUGAAAAUUAACAACCACGCUAGACAACCAUCAGAAAGUUUAGCAAAUAUUAUUGAUAUGCUUCGGCAUAAUCAAGAUCAAAUAUUUAUGAGUGAGAGGUCUCCUGGUGGACCUACUUCUCACAUUCAUAAUGGAAUUUUACAAGUUAGGGCAACGCAUUUUGAGGAUCCACCUGGAUUUGUAGAAAGAAUUGAUUAUUUAAUUCGAGAAUGGAUAAAUGUUUAUAAUUCUCAACCGACAAGUAGAGAUUCAACGAAACCUUUCAGUAUGUUUGUUCAUCAAAUGAAUAUCCACGGAAUGUUAAAAACCGAUGAUUUGAUAACUAGAUUCUUUAGACUAUCAACACAAUUAUGUGUUGAUUUAGUCUAUAGAUAUAUGACGGAUCAAACCACUACAGGAAACCACCUUCGUGUUAAAUGUUACAAUACAUUGGACGCAUACAUUAGACUAGUUGCGUUGUUGGUGAAACACUCCGGGGAUUCGAGUAAUACUACUCCAAAGAUUCAUCUGUUGAAUAAAGUAUUGGGAAUUGUGGCGGGAUGUUUGUUGCAAGAUCACGAACAGCGAGGGGUCGAAUUUCAACAGUUGCCUUACCAUAGAAUGUUUAUAAUGCUAUUCUUGGAAUUAAAUAAUCCAGAACCGGUGUUAGAAACAAUUAACUAUCAUGUAUUGACGGCUUUUUGUCAUACUUUGCAUAUUUUGAGACCAUCGAAAGCAGCCGGUUUCUGUUAUGCUUGGCUUGAAUUGGUAUCGCACCGCAUUUUUAUGGGAAGAAUGUUGGCAGCUACACCACAACAAAAAGGCUGGGCGAUGUACGCUCAAUUAUUGGUGGAUUUGUUUAAAUAUUUAGCACCGUUUUUGAGGAACGCAGAAUUAGCCAAGCCAGUAACGAUGCUUUAUAAAGGAACAUUAAGGGUUUUGUUGGUGUUGUUACAUGAUUUUCCCGAAUUUUUAUGCGAUUAUCAUUACGGAUUUUGCGAUGUGAUACCGCCAAAUUGUAUACAAAUGAGGAACUUAAUUUUAUCAGCCUUCCCGAGAAAUAUGCGUUUACCAGAUCCCUUUACACCAAAUCUUAAAGUGGACAUUCUUCAAGAAAUAACUUACGGACCAAGGGUACUUGGAAAUUUUUCUUCAACUAUUACCCCACCAUCUUUCAAGAAAGAUCUCGAUAAUUACCUCAAAUCCCGUGCUCCUGUAACAUUUUUAUCUGAGCUACGAAGUAAUUUACAAGUAUCACAAGAACCAGGAAUGCGCUAUAAUAUUCCAUUGAUGAAUGCUCUGGUGUUGUAUGUUGGUACUCAAGCUAUAGCUCACAUACGUGGAAAGAAUUUAACACCGAACAUGUCGACGAUUGCGCAUAGUGCACACAUGGAUAUUUUCCAAAAUUUGGCUGUUGAUUUGGAUACUGAAGGUCGAUAUCUCUUCCUUAAUUCAAUCGCCAAUCAAUUACGUUACCCAAACAGCCAUACACAUUAUUUCUCUUGUACAUUAUUGUAUUUAUUUGCUGAGGCGAACACCGAAGCUAUUCAAGAACAAAUAACGAGGGUUUUAUUAGAACGACUCAUUGUUAAUCGACCACAUCCAUGGGGAUUACUUAUUACGUUUAUUGAGUUAAUUAAAAAUCCAACUUAUAAAUUUUGGUCGCAUGAAUUCGUUCAUUGUGCUUCAGAAAUUGAAAAAUUAUUUGAAUCUGUUGCUCGUUCAUGUUUCGUCCAAAAAACUCCAGUACAAGCGGAAGGUGAUCUACAAGAGUGAUAGUGUAAAGUGAUUAAUAAGAUGAUAAUAACAAUGAAGAUUAAAAGAUAACUACGAACAAUAAUUGUUUUACACAAUACAUUAUAAAUAACAAAUUGGUUUUAAUGCCUUUUAUUUUUCAGUUUUUCUUUUCUGUAACUGGCUGCUUAUUUUUCGAUUUUGAUUUACGUCGAACUAUUUUCAUUUUUCUUUCUAGUAGUUAAGUACCUAGUGUAUAUUAGUGAAAACCUAUGUAAUAUAUUUAUAACUAUUUUUAAGAGAUUUGCAAAAAAAGCUCUAUGUG